GACUAAGUGAGUGACAGCAACUUGACGUCUUACUUUGUUAUUUGUCAAACAGAUUUUGUGGGAUAAAUAUAUAAUUUUCCUAUAUUUUCAACCGUGAAAAAACCUUGAAUAGGAUAACAAAAUAAUACAUGUGGCAUGUAAAUAGUCGCCUAUUGCAAUAUGAACCCGUAUAAGGAUAUAGAAGAAAGCUCUUUCGCUGCAUCACCUCAUUUAGCUUACGAGGACAUAGCUACUAAAUUAUUGAAAGAUCAUUACUUCCUGACAGCCUUGGAGUUACAUACAGAGCUGGUGGAGAGUGGCAGAGAACUUCCACAACUCAGAGAGUUCUUCUCCAAUCCUGGAAAUUUUGAGCAACAUGUUUCUAGGGCAUCAGAAUUUUCCUCAAUGCAUCGUACGCCUAGCCAGGCAACACUAGACUCCUUGGAUACUGCCCGGUACUCUGAGGAUGGUGGUGGUGAUCGCGGAGGCAGUGGGGGAGAUGUAGCUGUGCUAGAGUUUGAACUGCGGAAGGCUAGAGAAACCAUCAACUCUUUAAGAGCAAAUCUAACACAAUUUGCAGAUGGAGAAUCAACCAUAGACAAGUCCUCAAAAGAGUUAUUUGAUCAGAGAUCAUUAAAACCUCAUGAAAAGAGAGCAUUGAACUUCCUUAUUAAUGAAUAUCUUCUCCUUCAAGACUACAAACUUACCUCCAUAACAUUUUCUGAUGAAAACCCAGAUCAGGAAUUUGAAGACUGGGACGAUGUCGGCCUCAACAUGCCGCGUCCAGUUGGCCUGGUGUCUUUAUUUAGAGGCAACACAAGUCAUUUAAGUGUGCCCAAAGCAGAUGCUUCCACAGAAACUGAGUGGCCAUAUGCAGAAGCGAAUAGCCAGACAGAAAUUGAAGAAGGCAAUGUGUGUGUCAGUUGUCAGACAUCUAUUGAACAUGAGACUGAUUGGAGCCAUGAGCUACUUAUUCAAGCCGAAGAAAUAGAUUUAUUGAAGCAAAAGGUCAUUGCAUUGGAGACUGAAAAACUUAACUUUCAAAAGCUAUAUGAUGCUGCCAUUGUCAGUCUGAAUUCCCUUACAAGUCCUGCCUCUGACAACAAAGUGUUGGAUCUCAAUAUACCUGAAGACAAACUACUUUCUGUACAGAGGGUAGAACAAAGCUUGGAGGCAAAGCCUAUAACGUGUACUGCAGCUGAAAACCACUAUGGCAGUGGGAACUCCACUCACAGUGCGACUCCAGAACAGUUUGAGAUGAUUGAUAGUGACAAAAAUAGUGCUAUUACAAGAAAGGGUUCGAACAUAAGUUCGUUCGAGGCGGGCGCGGUGGGUGAGGGCAGCGCUCGCGGCUCGCCGCUGCGCCGCGGCAGUGUCACUACGUUGGACGAUACGCUCAGUAUUAACGAUGCCGGGGAGUGGACCCGCCUACACUACGAUUAUAAUACAAUAGAAACGAAUAGCAAGGAGAUGUGGAUUGAUAGUGGCAUACCAAACAGUCUCAAGGUGUCUAUAUUGAACUGGUGCUGCGAGACUCUGAAUGUUAAUGAGCCUCUCGCUAACGACCUCCUUGCUGAACUAGUGAGCAGCGAUAAGCCCAUCACUCUGCCUGGAUUACUCACGCUCGUCGCUGAUACUUUGCCGAGGAUCCUGCCGCACACGCUGGUGGCGCGGCGCAGCGAGGCGGCGGCGCUGGUGGCGGGCGCGGCGGCGCUGCUGCCGGCCGGCCCGCGCCGCGCCCGCGCGCUGCACGCGCUGCUCACGCUUGUCAAGCGCCCCGACCCGCCCGACACGCGCGCCAUCUGCGAGGCAACCUGCUUGGUAGUGAAGUGGGGUGGUAGCGGCGAAGUAUUGUCAUCAAUAGCAGAGCUAAUGGCGUCUCGAUCGGUAGAGCGCCGCGUACUGGCCAGUCAAGUCUGCAUGGCCAUCGCGCCAUACGUGCCUAUCGAGCUAUGCACAUCACUACUACUGAGUCUAGUCGUCCUCAUGUGCGAGUCGAACGAACUAGAAAUCCGAACGUUAGGACUCAAGUCUGCUUGUCUCAUCUGUCCAGUAGCUGAACAUAAGUACAACCAGCUCGAAAGUCUCAUGUUCAACUUCUUAAAGGACCCAGUUGAUAAGUGUGUGAAGGAUACUGUAAAUAUAUUCGUUCCUGUGCUCGCCAGGAGUGCUUUGAUUGCAGGUAAAUUCUCAACCGACUUAUGCAGUCGCAUAAUGUCGAAUUUAACAAAAGCGAGCGAGGAAAACGAAUGGAAGACUGUGCUGUUGUAUUUAGAGGUUAUGCGGGUUUUAGUGUUAGCGAAGCUGGCCUACGUAGUUAAUGUACAAAUAGUGAGGGAUGUGACCCACAAUAACUGUGAUAUGCAAACUGUUAAUUUACAAGAGGUGCCUCUUGAGGAGCAAGAGUAUUUUAUAGAUCUCCAGUGUUAUGUUGAAACUAAUGUCGACGCGAAGGUGUUGUUAGUGACUAUGAAUAAUUUAAUUAAGGAGAAACCUGACGUCAGAUGGGCGGAGUUAAGUUGGUAUAUAAGCACAGUUAAACAAAUUAUAGAAGUGAUAACAAACUGCAAGGUUCUAAACCACACGGCGAUUUACGAACUUCUUAUAUCACUAGUAAACAGUUAUGUUGAGAAUUUCGGCCCUACCUUCACUCUUCACAUAUUAAAGCCUAUAUUUACUGAAAUUGUAACCGAAUUAGAACACAAAAUGGAGAAACUGCAUUCUGUGAAUGCGGAAAGUGUGAUACUUGUUGGAAUUUAUUUGGUAAUUAUUUUACCUGCAUUGGAAGACAAGAUACAACACGGAGAAUUUUUACAAAAAUGGAUAAUGUACAGCAGCAUACGAGGAUUACCAGUCAAAAUAUUCUCUGUACCGCUAAAGUGGGUUGCGGAACACACACAAGACUCCCUAGAUUUCUAUUUACAACAUCUAAGAGAAUUCGCGGCGAGCAGUUGUGAGAGUCCAAGCGGUAGUACGGUGAGGGUGUACAUUGCUAGCCUUAUAACGGAGCUGUCGAAUGCGACAGAGCUCAGUGAGAAGUGUAUUGAAAGACAAAUGCUGCCCGCUGUUAUGGCCUUGCUGCACGACGAGGAUGUAUCUGUCCGCGAAGAAGCGAUAUCGUCGUGGGGCAGCGUGACCCGGUCGUGCGUGAUCCGCGCGCUGGCGUGCGAGGCGCAGUGCUGGGCGCCCGUGGAGGACAUGCUGGCGGCCGCGCCCGCGCCGCGCGAGGCCGCGCGCACCGCCGAGGCGCUCGCGCUGCUCGUGCUGCCCACGGUGGACAACCACGCCGUCUCCGAGAAAGCGGUGUCGCUACUGUGCACGCUGUCCCGGGCGUGCGUGUCGCGCGAGGGCCUGGCGGCGCUCACGCCCGGCCUGCAGCUCGCCGUGCAUCACUGCCGACACCAUCCUGCCUUACUGCCAGCACUCAGGAAACUCGAAGAAGCCGUUCAAGUACCGCCACUAUCUCAGUACAAGGCAGCAAUAGAAGCGCUCAUUCACAACGUAGCGGGCCCAGCCUCCAACAGUGACGUCACGAGGGAGCCCCCUCCACGCCCCAACACCAACCUGCAAGCCGCGCAAGAGGUUGGCAGGAGGGUCACGCAAAUGUUCCAGCAAAAGACAAACAUGAACCUGCAAAACAUAUUCAAGAAAAAAACUUAACGUUCAAAUAGGAUCAACAGGCCAAAUUAUCAGCGACGGUUAUUGAAGGUAAAACGUGGAACAAGUUUUUGAAAUCACAAAAUUAAUCCUCAUUAGCCAUUUAUUAUAACUGUUUUUGACGUUUACUUUUGAAGUCCUAAAUGGAGAAUUUUGAAUGUCAGUAAUAACAAUUACCUGAAGAAUUAAAAUACGUCUUCCUCAUUUUGUUGUUAAAUGUUAUUAACAAACCACACAGCAUAAGACCAGUCUUGGAUGUUAAACAUUUUCUCUGACUAGUACAAAAUUGUGUGGAAGCAUUGUGAACGAUGUUUAUUUAACGCUGAAUUAUUAGAAACUAUUUGUUGGUACGACACUCCAUUACCAAGGGUCUGUAGUUGCUGCAUUGGUGAUUGCACACAGUUAACGUUUUCGCAGGUAGACUGGUUCUAUAGAAAUAAAUAAUGUAUUGGUAGAUUGUACCUGACACAACACACUAAUAUGUCCACAUUUGCGUUUUGCCUUAUAGUAGACAGCACAAGGUAGAUCGAAAGAUAUUAAUAAAAUGUAGCAUCUUUUAAAUUAUAGAAACAAAUCCAUUCCUCUAUUAAUUAGUAUAUAAAAUAGGAAAAAAUAGGAGAGAAAUUCGUUAUUUCCAUGCCAAACUUCUUAAUACAUAAUACUCUAUUUUCUUCUACAAAAAUGUUACCAGUUUAAAAAAAGGUUUGCUGUUUUUCGCAAGCCAAAUUCAGCAAUGAUAUUUUUAACUAUUUUCUCUAAUGCAUGACAAUUUAAAACUCUCUGGAAUCCACAGUAUUUUUUGGAAAGUUUAUGUUUACUGCAGAGAUAACUAAGUCAAAUAACGAUCGAAAUUAUACAUUCCUAAUGAUAUUAACAUAAAUAACGGUUAUUAAUUUAUUAAAGAGUAAUAUUUAAGCGUGCAACUCAAUGCUUAAUAAUUUCACUUAACAAUUGAAAAAAAUAACAGAUUUUUUCAUUAAAUAACAGAGGAAAAUAUCAUAUCCAAUUUGUUGGAUUGAAAUUGAUGGCACGUUUUUAUUGAACUCUUAAAACAAUUACUUAAUUAUAAUUUUAGUAUUCGAUUUAGUUUAGGAUAGUACAAAUUAGUGCAAUAUACAACUCGUUAUGACAUUUUCUUUAAAUAUUUAUAAAUUUAACUCUAUGUACUUAAUAUCAAAUAUGUAUGAAAUCAUUCGUGCCUCCCGGGUGUCAGUGCAAAGUAAGAAAAUACUCUUUUAUGUAAUCUCAUCUUGGUGCAGAAUAUGAACUCACUUAGAGAACAUGAAUAAUUCCACAAAUUCCAAUAAUUCUGUAGAACAAAGUUAUGGGAAUAAUCUGCACACUUAAUAAUGAGUUCUCAAAACAAGACUGUGGCCUCUGUCAAAGCGAGAUGCCGCAACCGUCUAUGUAGCGUGCCUCCUCGCUCUCAUAAUUUCAACAGACUUGCUUUGAAAUCUCAUAGUAAAGGUGCUGAUUACAAUGAUUAAAUUAAAAAAAAACAGUUACCCCAAGGUGCUUUCUGAAAUAGAUGAUAUAAAGAUAAAUUGAUCCGAUGGUAUAAAGAAAUAGAGGCGAUUUUCUAUAGCUAAAGUUCACUAACAUUUCUGUUAUUUAUUAUGAAAAUACGAUGUUACUAAACAUGUACUUAGGAAGCUUUACUCAGCGUAGUUGGUUACAUAGAUGUGAGCUUAAUUUAUUUAAAACAAUACUCUCUACCAUAAAACUUUAAACUAAACCAGCUUUAUUAAAAUAUCGACAGUAGAUAAAAUAAUAUAUUAUAACUCAACCAUGAAUAUGUGAAAAAAAUCGCCGCACGAAGUAAAACAAUGCUCGACUUGCUUGUUAAACCGUCUUGUACAUAAAAUCUAAAUGAAUACUUGAAAUCUAUUUGUUAUAGUCACUUUAUAGUUAGUCCUCUAGUAUGUUACAUACUUGUUGAAUCUCAAGCGUAAGUGUUCCUUACUCUAUUACGAUGAAGUAAGCUAUCGGCAGACAUUGGGAAUGAUAUAGCUAGGCCAUACUUAGUGUGAAAUCAAACUUGUAAAAUUAAAGACUUUUACACCGUGUAGCUCCAUAUUUUUUGUUAGAAAGGGAUGUGUAUUUUGUGGAAGCUUGAUAGCGCACUACAUGGCGCAGAAUAGUGUCUUUCUGUAACAACCCAGAGCCUAUUUACAUUCUUGCGGCUAUACCCAAUGUCUGGACCCGUCUCUAGGUAGGUAUAUGUUGUAUGUUACACACUAUCACAUUCUUAGUCGAUGAGAUUGGUAACAAAGUGCUUUGUAUAAACACGUCAGUGAUUGGCACAUAAACAUUAUUGGAGGUUGUGUUAACAUAAAAAUUAUGAAAUAUAUAAAUUUUAUUUUACAA
This is a messenger RNA of Trichoplusia ni (cabbage looper), 6003 nucleotides long. RefSeq names its product RAB11-binding protein RELCH-like. NCBI's taxonomy places the organism in Eukaryota, Metazoa, Arthropoda, Insecta, Lepidoptera, Noctuidae. Gene Ontology annotation, molecular function: protein binding. Gene Ontology annotation, cellular component: trans-Golgi network; recycling endosome. The coding region runs from base 160 to 3639 and encodes 1159 amino acids. Gene Ontology annotation, biological process: intracellular cholesterol transport. The record is from RefSeq and is a predicted model, not a curated record. The transcript has 16 exons.